AUGGGCCUCAACGUCCGCAACAUGACAAAGUCCAUGGACUUUUACGGGAAGGUCAUCGGAAUGCGUCAUAUAAUCACAAUACAGGUGGUCGGAACGGCACCGGCUUUCAGACUGGCGCAGAGUUGCUUCGGAAGAAGAACAACAGCGACGCAUAUCAAACUGUUCCAUUUCGCCGACCCCGAAAACCCUCUUGUCGCAACUACAGAACGGACCAACACCUUCGCGAACAUUGGUCUUGUCGUGCCUGAUGUUCAGGCCGCUCAAAGCCGCUUCGAAAAGCACGGCGUCAAAAUCAUAAAGGCUCAAGUGGACGCGGUGAUCAAGGGACUGUUGACUACGGACUUCGAGUAUAUCCUGUUUGUGGAGGACCCUGAUGGCAAUAUGCUUGAGGUUGUGAAACAGGAUGGAUUUUGGGGUGCUGCUUAA
Rhinocladiella mackenziei CBS 650.93 is the source of this 426-nucleotide messenger RNA. RefSeq lists its product as uncharacterized. The record is from RefSeq and is a predicted model, not a curated record. Lineage: Eukaryota; Fungi; Ascomycota; Eurotiomycetes; Chaetothyriales; Herpotrichiellaceae. Bases 1 to 426 code for a protein of 141 amino acids. The transcript has 2 exons.